AUGCCGAAAUUAUUUGUCCUGGCUGUAUUGUCUGUGGUGGCCCAUAACGCCUAUGGUGAAGGGUUUUUGAACAAAUUGCUGGCCGAAAGUAGCAACGAUGCGAUGCAAGACUUGGUUAACGAUCCCUGUUUUAAUAAAAUUAACAAAGAUGUCAUGACAUGCUUUAAUACCAAAGUGCCCAAAUACGACCCGACAAACAAGGACCCCGCAUACACUUGCUGUGUCACGUGGAACGAGAUUGAUUGUAUAACACCAUCUGCAAAGUACCCACCAUGCACAGUCCUUGAAGUGGUUAAACUGGUAAAUAUAGAGACCAAAUUGGUGACGGCUUUGGAGGCCACAGGAAAGUCGUGUGAAAAACAUAAAUUUGCUACACCUCAUACCACGUGCCCGAUGACAUAA
Molecule: messenger RNA, 402 nt
Organism: Medioppia subpectinata
Lineage: Eukaryota; Metazoa; Arthropoda; Arachnida; Sarcoptiformes; Oppiidae
Source: the annotation of a GenBank genome assembly